AUGAGGUCUCGUGUUCUUCCCUCUGCUUCUGCAGCGCACAAGAACAAUCACCAAGAACAGAAUUCACACCUUGAGGAAUCCUCAUCGCCCAUGACUCUGAACCUUCCAUUCUCUGUUUUCACUCAUAAUAUCCUUCAUACUUCCAGGAAUGACUUGAGUAGCAGUGAUGAAGAUUUGGAAAAUUCUCCUCUACUCGUUUCACAACAACUAGAAACUCCUUCUUCGGACGUGUUUCAUUCUUCAAAUAAUGAUUCGAGUGAAUUGUCAACGACGGCGGACGGUUAUGUCAUGGUCAAUAGUGUGGAAAACGACGAUCUUAAUGAUGACGAUCACAACUUUACUGGUGCAACCACAUUGAAUAAUAUUCGUCGUAGGCGUCGUCGACGUGUUUUCUCGAGAAUGGAUGAGGAUUCAUUCAAUGAACAUGACCAGUCUGUCACCGGACCACACAACAAUCAUCUUCAUAACAACACGAACGACGUCGAUGAUUUCAAGCUUAAUCGUUGUUUUGAAAGUACACCUGAUGAAGAUAGUGAUCAUCGUUAUCGAAUGACGUGCAUGAAGGAAGUUAUUCUAAAGCAAUUGUACAAAAAUGCACAAGGUUCGAAUCGUCAAGACUUGACUCAAGAAUUGUCACAAAUGGAAUCCUCUCGAGAAGCGUCCCCUAAAAAGAAGGACAAACAAGCUGCUGACGCAUCGUUGUGUGCUCCAGCUGAACACGAUCAAACUAGCUUUGAACCCCUUAAUACCAUAUUAAGUGAAGAACCAUUCGAAAACAAUAUUCGAAAUACAAUUGCUUUCACUUCCAUGGUGGGAGAGGGAGAAUCUGAAAGUAGUGAAGAAUUUUCCAUGCUUGAAAAGAUUUCAAAUUCAAGUUCCGAGUCACCUACAACCUCUCCACUGUUGUCGUCACACCAUGGCCAUUCAUCUACUCUUCUCGAUGCACAUCAAGCAAGUGUCGGAGAGGACUUGUUGAAACAUCCCUUAUGUGAAACUCCUAAAAUUAUAUCUGAGGAAUUGUUUUUAGAUCAUCAUCGCCAUGCUUCGAAUGGUGGACCAACAGCUGUUACUUCUUCGAGCUCAGCCUCGAAUUUGCCAUUUGAAUCGAAUGGUCACUUGCAUGGACACCAUCAUCAUCAUGGCCAUAUUCAUGGAAAAUCCAUUCAUCAUGUAGGUAUGGAUGUACCAACAUCAACCACUGGUCACACCUCUUCCUCCACACAACACUGGUCCAUUGAGAAGGUGAGAGAACAAAUUCGAAAUGAAUUAUUAUCUCGACUUGAAGCCAAUCAAACACGAUACGAUCAUCAGAAUCAGACCCAUGUCUCACGAGGAUACAAUAUUGUACUUGCAGGUUGUAGCCAAAGUGGAAAAUCACAACUCAAAUCUCUAUUGUUCUCGGUCAUGAAUUUUGAGAAUGAACACUCGAUUAAGGCACCUCUCGGAAAUCAUGCUGUUGAAAAUAAUUCCAAACUGACUGCAGAUUCUGAUGGUGAAUGCUACUCUCUUCCCAUCUUUAAGAAUUUAGAUCACACCACUCGUACACGAUGUCUCGUUCAAGAUUCAGUUCCAUUGCGUGUGAGAAAGAGUGCAAACGCCGAACAGAGCAAUGACACUCUAACUUUCCCUUUCAUGUUCUCUGAUAUGCCUGGUGUGAAAAACGAAAAUCAACUCUCCACAUACAUUGAAAUGUUAUCAGCCUUAUAUAUGGGAACAUAUGGAGAGGAUGAUUUCGUUGGAAGCUUUGAAGAGAAUGAGAGCUCUCAAACCAUAUUCUCAAAUAUGUUUUUCGAGAAUAGAAGAUCGUAUAACAAGAUCCAACGAGAGUAUCAUCAUUUGAUUGUGUUGACCAUUCCUCUCAUGUGUACAUCUCUCGAAUUGAAAUUGAUCAAACAUAUUCAACAAAGUUUGGAUGAAAGAAGCAUUCCUUACUUGAUUGUAGCCACAAAGGCAGAUAUGUUGGAUGGAUCUUUCAUGGCACCGAAUCAUCAUCAUCAUCAUCACCACCAAACUUAUUCACAUACACAAGCGCUCGAUCUUCACAAACCAAUUACCACCACUUCAGUUCAACAACUAAUUGAAAUGAAAAAACAAGAAAUUGCACAAGCAUUGGGCAUGAGAUCGUUUGACAUUCUCACCAUUGGAAUGAGUGGAGCGAGUCGUUCCAAUUCACAUUUGCAUCAUCAACCAUUGAAUUAUGAAGGUUUACAGGAUUAUGAGUCAAUUCAUCAUGAAUUGUAUCAUCAAAGUAUGGUGGUACUGAGACAAAUCAUUCUCAAUUGUCAUCGAGUGAGAAAUAAUGAAAUUAGGAUGGGAUGGAUUGAAUGGUUUGUGUUUUGGUUGUGCAUGUUGGUCAUGAGUAAGGUUCGUUCAUGGACUCUCUUGAUGCAAUGGUGUUGGAAUGCCAAUCGUCCCCUGGUGUGUGAUCAUCAUCAUGAUGCAUCUCUUGUUGAAACAACCAAUAAGGCACAGUCACCACCGAGUGAGAAUGUGUUAAAUACAAGUCCUGCCACAGCAACCGUUGCCACACAAACACUCGAGUCGUCAGGUCCAAGCUUGAAGUGUUGGGAGUAUGUUUCGAAUCAUCCUCAGGACAAUUCAAUCAAGUCAUGUCCAACUAAUUCCCCUUCUUCAACAAUUUCCAAGAAGAAUCACGAUGAGGAGCAGGUCCAGCAAUCAGGUGUGCCUCCUACUUUACACACUUCAAAAACUGAACCGGCAAAUUUACCUACUGUACCUUGCGGUAACGAAAAAGACGAGAAUUCACAUCCAACAGUCGUGCCAACAAGUGAUGAAAUUGAUACGCCUCAAGAGAGACAUCAAGAUGUGACGAAGAAACGGAAAUUUCACAGAUUAGAAAAGAGACUGUUUUAUAACAGAAUAUUCCAAGCUACAGUACUUACAAUGCUAGCCAUUCUCAUGUUUCAAACGUUAAUGAUUUUUCUGGUUGUUUAA
Messenger RNA from Naegleria lovaniensis, 2955 nucleotides. RefSeq lists its product as uncharacterized. The transcript has a single exon. Lineage: Eukaryota; Heterolobosea; Eutetramitea; Acrasida; Naegleriidae. The record is from RefSeq and is a predicted model, not a curated record. Bases 1 to 2955 code for a protein of 984 amino acids.